AUGCCUGCAGGCAACGCGUUGUGCCAGUGGCGGCGCACGCUCGUCGAGCAGCAGCUGGCGCAAAGCGGACCUCGAGUCGCAAAGAAUCGCCACUCGGUUCAGGAACGGCGACUCUUCGAGGAUGUCGGCCGCCAGAUGGAGACCCACAAGCUCCGCUGUGGUGGAGGAAGCUCGGUAGGACAGGCGGCACUGUCUCGCGACAUCGAGGUGCGGCACAACGCAGGCGGCGGCCGCGACACACGUCCUACCUCUUGCGCAGCGUGUAAGGUGGACAACCUUCGUGAAGCCCGCCAACCCGGGAGCCGAGACGCCCAAGAGCCGAACGGCCCGGACCUCGGUUUGUCUCCCGAUCAUUUCGAACGUCUCUUCUUAAACUGUACCACCACCUAUCAAGAUGCAGCACAAGGUGAAAUACGCUUGGACGCCGACUCCGGGCAGCUUCUAACCGAAGUUGCAUCCAUCUCUUGUGAGCUCGAGGCGUCUUUGUUUCCGGAACGUCGUCCAGAGAGGGACCACACAAAACAUCAUGAGCCUGUCACUGCACAAAAGCCGUCUGCAAGCUCGCUGUCGAAGCAAAAGCGCACCUCUAAAUUAGCGAGGUCACGCGAUCGUGCUUGGAGAAAGCGCGCUAAGCUUUCUGCCCCCUGGCCAUCGGCAGAAACCUUCCCGGUGGACGGCGCUUCCACUGCUCCUUUCCAGCCAUCAACAGAAGAGUUCCCACAUCAGCGGGUGUCCGCAGAACCUCGUGCACUAGCGCUAACAGCAUCUCCUGCAGCUACAGGUGAGCUUCGAGUAGAAUCAAGGCAAACAGUUCCACAAGUCUGCAUCUCUAUUUCGUCCAACGGGGCUCUAAGUCAACUGGGAGGGCCGGAGACAUUCCAUGAACUCGAGGCUUUUCUAGCAGCGCCAUUCUCGCUAGAGUCGGUUCCUCACGAAUCGUACGCGUAUUCUGCCGUCCCGCCGCCGUCGGCGCCACCGUCAGCACCGUCGAAGGCUCCGAAGCACGCCGAUAAGCCAAAGAAGCACGACUUGAAGAAAGCUGCCGAUUCGGAUGCUGAGAAAGAGAAAGGUCAUAGCCACCUAAAGAAGAUACGCAACAAAAUCAAGAAGUGGAAGAGGUCACGGCCAAAGAAGCAACCGCAAGCCGAAAACAACGCCGCCAACCCGUCGGUGAAAGCCUCCUACUCUAAGGAGCACGAGUCGUUUGCUCAACCGUUGACAUUCUUGUCCCGUGCGCUGUAUAUUCGUGUGCCAGAAAUGGGCAGCUCUAUACGCCAGUUGUACAUCAUCCUUUGGAAAGACGUCUACAUCAAGCAAAUCCGGCGUCACGUGGUGUGGACCUUGCUCAAAGUGGCGUUCACCGUCAUCGCCAUGUACGGCAUCGGGAAGGACAACCUGGAGCUGAGCUUCGGGGACCCCAUGGGACUGAAACUCUACGGGCGGACCCAGCCGCUCCACCAUUGGGAGCACACGGCCACCAAGAUACUCUACACGCCGGACGUGGAACUGCUCGCCAAGGUGAUACGCAAGGUUCGCGAGGACCUGUCCAUCCCGUCAGCCGAGGCGGUGGCAACGGCGGACGAACUUGACGAUCGCGUGGAGAGCGGAAACGAUCCCUACGGCUCCGUAGUGGGCGUCGUCUUCGAGGAGGACCUCAGCGACGUGCACAACCUGCCGGACCAGAUUCGGUACCGCGUCCGCAUGCGUGGCCGCAAAUUCGACAUACACGUGCGAUAUUGGAAAGAACUGGAGAAACCCGGCCCGCAGAGCGUGUACUCCACGGGCGAGAUGAACGCCUUACUGCCCCUGCAGUACUCUCUGGAGCACCACAUGCUGCACCAAAUUUUGGUGACCAUGUUCGGCGAGGCGACGACUGAGCCGGACCAACUGCUGCUGCAGCGCUUUCCGUACCCGGCUUACUUCCCCGAGGGCUUCAACAGCACUUACAGCCGAAUGGUGUUCCACUUCGGCGUCGGUUUUCUGCUCCCAUUCGCAUCAGUCGUCGCCAAGAUCACCGCUGAGAAGUGCUCCGGAAUGCGGGAGCUUCUGAGCAUUGCCGGCACGAGUGAGUUCGUCUACUGGGGGAGCCAUUUCCUGAGCGCAUCGUUCUCCACACUACUGCUCAGCUGCGUCUGUAUGCUCUUUCUCUUUGUGUUGGGCUCCACGCCAGCGCUCAGCUACUCGGACCCGCUGCUCAUCUUCGUCGUGCUCAUCGCCUUCAACAGCCUCACCAUCCUACACGCCAUGUUCGUCUCGGUCCUGCUCACCAGCAGCCGACUCUCGAUCAUCUUCUCGAUGAUAUACUGGAUCUGCAGCAUCGCCUUGCCAUACCUGAUGCUGCAGAACCCACUAGGCCGUGGCUACUACCUGCGUAGCCGCGCCUCCAAGAUAAUUACAUCCAUGUCGCCAGGCAUGGGCUUGCACUGGGCCUUCAUGGUCAUCGAGCGCUUCGAGAGAUUCCGUGGAGGUGUAAACUGGAGCAACAUGGAUGACGCGGCCUCUACACUAGACAACGUGAGUCUGUCGCACCUGCUGAUGGUUAACGUGUGCACCUGCUUCCUGAUGGUGUUCCUGAUCUGGUACAUGGACAACAUCAUACCCUGGGGUCCGGGCAUCCACAAGCCACCAUGGUUUCCUUUCCUGAAAAGCUACUGGAUUCCUCAGCCCACGAAGAAUGUCAAGAGCCGGUUAAACGCGGACCCAACAUUGUUCGAAUCGGACCCAGAAGAUCUCAUUCCUGCCAUACAAGUCACCAAUCUCAAAAAGUUCUAUCGCAACUUUCUGUUGCAACACAUCAACCUGAAAAUCUUCCGCCACCAGAUCACCGUGCUUCUCGGUCCAGGCGGAUCCGGUAAAUCAACUAUGAUCAAGAUGGUUACAGUUCCCGAACCUAUCCGCGCAGGCCUAGUGCAUCCAUCGAGCGGUCAGAUAAUUGUGGACAACUACGAUGUGGUGCUGCACACGGAGGAGGCCCGCGAGCGCAUCGCAUACUGUCCCGCUAAAGACGUGCUCUUCGAGGAGCUUACCGUCGAGGAACACCUGCUCUUCUUUGCCAUGCUCAAGGGACUGGGUAUGAACAAGAUUCGACCGGAGAUCAACCUGCUGCUCACGGACAUCCAGAUGUCCGCGUACAUGAGCUACCGGCCCUCGACCCUGUCGGACGGAAUGAAGCGACUGCUGUGCGUAGCCAUUGCGCUCCUGGUUGCGUCUAAGUGCAAGAUCAUGGUCUUCGACGAGCCGACGGCCACCAUGGACCCGCACAGUCAGCGCGAGGUGUGGGAACUACUGCUCAAGGCGAGGCGCCACUGCUGCAUCCUGCUGACCACGCAGAACCUGCACGAGGCCGACGUGCUGGCCGACAAGAUCGGAAUCAUGAACAAGGGACUGCUGUGGUGCUGCGGCUCCCCGGACUUCCUUCGAGAGCGCUUCCGCGCAGGCUACAGCAUCCGCAUCACCAAGGAACCCGGAUGCGACGCGGCCGCCAUCGAGGCACUGCUUCGGCGCCACGUCCCACAUGCGGUCCUCAAGCAGGACUCGAACUUUGAGGUCCAGUACGCGGUAGGGGUCAACCCGGGCAGCCGACGCCUGACGGCCAUGUUCAAGGAACUGGACCGUGAGCGGGAGAACCUCAAGAUAGGAGCAAUGAGCGUCGCCAUGUCGUCCCUCGAGGAGGUUUUGGACAAGGUGACCCACGACCCAAGCUUCCACACGGGCGUCGACACUGAAACUCCGCGGCUGAGCGACCAGAACUACGUGUACAAGCCCCUCAGCGCCCCUGAAAGGAGGACGUGCCCACGCCAACUGGCAUGGCUACUCAAGAAGCGCUUCUACGUCUGGCUCCGGGACUGGCAUCCACCCGUUGUCCGUUGGGUGGUUCCCAUGUGCGUGCUUCUGAUGGCGACCUAUUUGCAACACCUGUUCACCGAGGAUGAGAUCUUGUCGGCCGACUUCUACAAGGACCGUCUGUUUUACUCAGUCAGGCAUCUGCACGUGCCGGCGCAGGGCUUCAUCGCCGCCAAUAGUAGCACCGACCCCGUGGUACGCCACCUCAUGAAGCUUUUCGCCGAAGAGGAAGUCCAUCUAGUCGACAUCGGCGCCGAGCACACCAACACGCGCCUCCUAGAGUACGCCGUCGAAUACCCGAGGUCUUACAACUACCGUAUGCUCUUUGGCACCGUCCUCGUAGAAAACGCUACGCCCGUGCUGUGGUUCAACGGCCAGUGCCCGCAUGCAGCGCCACUCAUCGUCAACCUGUACCACUCGGCGAUCCUGCGCAACAUCACGCGCAGGCCAACGGCGCGCUUCCUCCUCUACAACCACCCGUACAACAACGAGACGGCCGCUGAGCGCCACAGCAGCGGCGACAAUGGCGACAGCGAGAAGCAGGACUUGCAGGUGCUGCUACAGAGCAAGAUUUUUUUCGCCGGCGUACCACUCAGCGCCGACACCCUGCUCGUUGAAGUGCUCAUGGGCAUAUUCACACCGCUGGCGCUGUGCUUCCACGCGGCCAGCUUUGUGGUGUACCCGCUUGCCGAGCGCCGCUCCAAGUUCAAGCACCUGCAGAUGAUGACAGGCGUGUCCGGCGCCGUCUACUGGCUCAGCAACUUCAUCUUCGACACCCUGAUGGCCGCCUCCUGUGCCGUGAUCUUCGUGCCCAUCAUCUGCUUCAGCCACAGAUACUUCCACAAAGCCGAGUACAUAGCGAUGCUGGUCCUACUCUUCGUGGCGCAUGGCAUCUCCAUGGUGCCUUUCUGCUACGUGGCGUCCACGCUAUUCAGAGACAGCUCAUUCGCCCUCUCCAUGAUGGUCAUGUUCCUCUUCUUUGUCGGAGGACAUUUCAUACAUGGCUACCUUAUCUUGGACACUCUUCUCUCUAUGUUUAUUACAAUGACUUCGUGCCACAAUGACGAUGAUUUGCGCUCCGACUCGGCAGGUGACCUCGUGUAUAUUUCCGCAGGGCUGGUGGGUGCCCUGGAGACAGUGAUCGUCCACUUCACGCAGACCGUGGCCGAGGCGCGGCUGCUCUCGUUGGUGCCGCAGGCGCUUGACAUCCUGCUCCGCAGCGUGCCCACAUUUACGCUCACGCGCGGCAUAUCGCAGCUGCAGCGCCUGCAGUACGAAAACCAAAUCUGCCAGGCCACCGAAGAGAUCCUCGCCAUCGCCUGCAAGAGCGUCGAGCUCGAACACACGAUCUCGCUCAAGCACUGCUGCAGCGUGCUACCAUCCCGCAACGUAAACGACACCACCGAGGACACCCGCCGAGCGAUGGUGAAGCCGUUCGAGCUGUCGAGCGUCGUAAUGAUCGACGUGUUCGUUAUGCUGGCCGAGGCCGUCGUGCUGCUAGCUUUCGUCGUGGUCAUGGACGCCACCGCGUACGCCAGGAUCCGCAGGAAGCUACAUGGGACGUUUCACCGGAGCGAGAACAGGAGCUCGUCCCCAGAGUGCCAAGAGGGACCACGGCUGGCGACGUCUCCGCUCGACUCGGACGUCGGCCACGAGGCCGAGGUUGUUGAGAAGCUGGGCUCGGGACCCAUUCCACCUGAGUUUGCGCUCGUGGUGAGCAAACUCACCAAGUCCUUCGGCCUCUCCCACGGCGUCAACAACGUCAGCUUCACCCUCAAGACCGGCCAGUGCCUUGGUAUCAUCGGCGUUACCGGGGCGGGGAAGACGGAGCUGAUGCAGCUGCUCACCGGCCUCUCCGAGAGCUCGUCGGGCGACGUCUACCUGGGGUCGCUGUCGCGAUCACGCACGCCCAGGGAGUACGCCUCCAAGAUCGGCUACUGCCCCGACGCACUUGGCCUGCCCGACCACCUCACCGGCCGAGAGAGGUAG
Messenger RNA from Dermacentor silvarum, 5832 nucleotides. RefSeq names its product ATP-binding cassette sub-family A member 17-like. Gene Ontology annotation, cellular component: membrane; intracellular membrane-bounded organelle. Gene Ontology annotation, biological process: transmembrane transport; lipid transport. The record is from RefSeq and is a predicted model, not a curated record. Lineage: Eukaryota; Metazoa; Arthropoda; Arachnida; Ixodida; Ixodidae. The transcript is spliced from 23 exons. Gene Ontology annotation, molecular function: ABC-type transporter activity; ATP binding; ATP hydrolysis activity. Bases 1 to 5832 code for a protein of 1943 amino acids.